GGAAGUGACGUCACAGCUCUAAUCUCUCGGGCGGCGGCCAUGUUGGAAAUGGACGUGGAGGCAACGGCGCUCCUCACGGCCCAGAUCGUGUGCAAGUUGGCCGACUCCAACUUCUACUCGAGGCUGCACGGCGCCGUCACGAAAGAGGUUCAGAGUGACGAAGUCCGACUCUCCACUCUGAGUGAAGACCUCAGGAACGCCUUGAAGAAGUCAGGUUGGAAAGCGAAACUCCAGAAUGCUGUUUACAGAGAGAUGAGCGUGCUGCCGAGCGCUGCGCUGUCGCCCGAGCUGAGGAAGGAGCCCCUGGCGUACAUGCGGCGAGCACAGGCGCAGUGGGAGAAGCGGGUGAUGAAGAGUUUGAACAGCAUGUGCACGGAGCUCGGAGUCACUCUCUAUCAGAAGCGUUCGCCCGAAGAGCAGAAAGGGCUGCUGAGCAAAUGGAGUGAGAUGGGGUCCGACGAACCAGAUCUGAGUCGGUUCCGGCCUGUCUACGCGCCCAAGGACUUCCUCGAGGUCCUUGUGCAUCUUCAGGACCCCGAGGUGUUGAACUUUGACCCGGGACACCCGUGUCGGCCGUGGGGGCUGGUGCAGGUGCCUCUCGAGAUCAGCACCUCCGAGCAGCUGUCUCAGCACUUUAAGGAGCUUGCCCUGUACGAGCAGCAGACUGGCUUGGAAGACGUCACUCCAUUUACCUCCGAAUCAUUCGAAGUGCAGAGAGAGAAGCUGGCAAAGAAAGUGCUGGAGACAGAUGAGAGUCUGCUGGCCCAGCACUUUGCCCGGAAGGGCUGCCCCAACGCCCAGCGCGCCGCUCUGUGGCUCCUCAUCCUCAACGUCUCCAUGGGCGCCGAGGAAAUACAGAUGUAUGAGCAGCUCAAGUCGGCAGUGGUCCAGCAGGAUCUGCUUGUGGACAACCUCAUCUACAAGGAUGUGAAGCUGACGGCCAGCAAUGAUGACUACUACUUCGUGUUUGAAGACUUCCUUUACCAGGUGCUGUUGUGUUUCUCUCGAGACACAAAAGUGCUGAGCCACUUUGAACACAACAGCGCCACUCCGCCCAAGACGUAUUCCCCAGGGAAAAUGGGCGUGGAAGAGUUUGCGACCGUCUACCCGCCCAGCGGUGUCAUUCCCUUCCACGGCUUCACGAUGUACGUGGCUCCGCUGUGCUUCCUCUACCACGAGCCGCACACCCUCUACUACGCCUUCCGCCAGAUGUACGUGCGCCACUUCUUCCGGCUUCACUCGGUCUCCUCCCACCCGUCGGGCAUCGUGGCGCUGUGCCUGCUCUUUGAGACGACUCUGCAGAGGCUCCAGCCGCGUCUCUUCCACCAUCUCCGGGACAUCGGCGCGCAACCGCUGCGCAUCGCCUUCAAGUGGCUCGUGAGGGCCUUCUCCGGCUACCUGGCCACGGACCAGCUGCUGCUGCUCUGGGACCGCUUGCUCGGCUUCAACUCGCUCGAGCUGCUGGCAGUGCUGGCGGUCGCCAUCUUUGUGCUCAGAGCGGAGAAUCUCAUGGAGGCUGCUUCUCUCGCGUCCGCCGAGGCCGUGCUCGCCGAUCUGUCCACCGUCAAGGUGGUGCCGCUGCUCCAGCUCGUGCUCUUCGUGGACUCAAGUGACGACGUGGACUCGCGCAGGAAGCACGCCGCCUACCCCGACAGCAUCCCUCGGCUGCCCACGCCUACCACCAACCGCUCCCGUGUUCAGGAAGUUGGGUAUUGCGUGGGGGCGGGCCUCUGAUUUGUGUCGAGAAUUUGGUUUUGGUGAAACACGUUCCUUCGGAGUGGGCAGGUAGGAACUUGGUUGGACGGCGCAUUCGUGCGAUCCGUGUCACGCGGCGCAAGCCGCGUGGGGCGGCGCGUCACGUGGUGCUGAGCCCGCCCGAAGCGCUCUGUAUGAAAUACAAAUCGAGGACGUGGCUAUGCACGACAAACAGACAAACAAAUAAUCCCUGGUGGGCAGUGUGGAACUCUUGUUCCUACCUGUAAAAAAGCAAUUUCCAUUGAAUUAACCCAGCCCCAACGUUCCACCAUCACCACCUUCACGAUGAGCCCAUGGUCUAUCCACUGCUGAAGGACUCCUCACCCUGUGACCCCCUCCCCAACGUCCGAUCAAGGUCUCCGCCACGCCGUCGCCACCAUUCUCACGGUCCCUGCGAUGCCACAAUCCAUCCCCACACUCUGACGCGAGCCGAACUCGAAUGUGCCCAGUCCCUGCGGUGGUCACGUUCGAUCAUUUGUCAUUCAGUCAGCAGUCUCAGCGUCGUCCAUUAUUGGCCAGCCAUCCCUCUCGGGAUGUGGCUUUCCCAAGCCCCCACUUAAAUGAAAAUUUUAUAUUUUACCAGGUAAUGCUCAGAGGCGACCUGGCCACUAAUGAUAGCUCAACGAAGUGGCUGUAUUAUCACGUGGGAAUUUAUAGCACCCAAAUACUCUGAGCGCGUGUCGUUGAUUCUAAAUGUGGAUGGAAAAAAAUCCAGAGGUCCUGGAGAAAAAUCCACGCGAACACAGGGAGCGGGAGAGAGACACGCAAACUCCAAAUAUAUACGGCAGACGUCAGGGACGGGAUCGAACCCACGACCCUCUUGUAUACCAGACGAGGUAGUUAACAACUCAACAACGUGCCACUUAUUUCCUUUAACAUUCAAUGAUUCGUCUAAUUUGGCAAUCGCGAGCCACGUGUUCUUCUGUUUUUUAUUGCAACUCGAGCCUGGAUAUCUGCGCUCUCUCGGCUUCCUUCGCCCGCGUCCGUGCGUCCGAUCCGUCCGAUAAGCAGGUUUAAGAAAAAAAUUAACCCGUAAAAACAAAGUUUUUCACUAUAAAUCCUUUAUAUGCGUGGCGGCUAGAGUCCUCUCGUCCUCUGGCUUGAGAUGGCUGCCACCUAUGGGUCAGAUAAAUGUCUGCCACCACAUUAAAGCAAUUGGUAAUUAAAUAUAAUAAUUUUUUUCCUAAAAAGUGUAAAAUUUUGGAACAAAAAUUUUCACGAAAAUACAUUGUAACGCACAACGAGUCUGUGUGCAAAAUGUCAGCUCGAUUGGAUCACGGGAAGUGGGUUAAAAAACGACCGAAAGAUUUGCACGGUCGUAAGCAAGCAAGCAAGCAAACGAACUUAAUAUAAAGGAUUUAAAAAGCACGCAGAUUGAAACCUUUCCUCAACAAACACGACACUGCGCCUCUGCACUUUUGUUCAAAAUCUCGGUGAAGCAAAACCGCGCAUCGAAUUCAAGCCGUGACUGCCGUACGCGCCUAAAGGCAGUCCCCCGAGUCGCGCCACGAACAUGACAUCGAUAUCUCGGUUUCACUGCUGGAUGAACGCAGCGGGCGGCCAUCGCCGAUUUUCACGACGUGCAUCUGCCGCACAGGAGGGGGUGGUGGUGGGGGGAAGGAAUCUUCUCUCUCGAAUCCAGGAGCCAAUAAUACUGGUAGGAACCUCCUGGUUACACCAGCCCACAGGGGAUUAUUGUGUCCGUCCGUCGUGCAGGGAGGGGCUGGGGGGGGAGGGGCUGGUCACCCCGUGGUGCCCUUAUAAAACUCAACGUUUAACCUACUCACGCCGGCUUGUGCCCGCCCUCACAGUCGGGCAUAUUUGCGGAAUACACCACGUCCGCCGUUGACCCUGGCCAUUGACCGAGCAACCCAACGUUCCUACCAGCUCCCUCCGCAGGAAUGCAUUCAUUGUUCAAGAAAUGGAAGGCGACCCGCGGACAAAGACGACUUAAAGAUCUUUAUUUGUACGGCGCAGAUUAAUUACAUUUGUUUCAAUACUGAAAUUUAAGUGGUACAUGUAUUUACAAUUUUAAGCGGCCCUGAAUAUAGCGAUUACAUGAAUGAGGUAUACGCAAUAAAGGUCGGACGUUAAA
Lethenteron reissneri (Far Eastern brook lamprey) is the source of this 3850-nucleotide messenger RNA. RefSeq names its product TBC1 domain family member 19 (gene TBC1D19). The record is from RefSeq and is a predicted model, not a curated record. Lineage: Eukaryota; Metazoa; Chordata; Hyperoartia; Petromyzontiformes; Petromyzontidae.